UCUUUUUGUCGCCUGCCAGGAGUCCCGAGUUCCCUCUCUGGUCUUCUUUUUACUCUUUCAUAUAUAUCCUCCCUUUCCUAUUCAUUCUUCCAGGGGCUCUUGUUGUCUAUUUACCUCGAUAUGCCCAUCCCCUUGAUCACUAAGGGUGUUACAGAGGGCUUAUCAUCCAUUCCCUACUCCUACACAGUCCUCCGCGUUGUACCAUGGCUGCUCCUCGUCGCCGUGCUGAAGUACUACUUCGGCGGUGCCCGCAAUAGCUCAGAGCGACUCAUGCACUCCAAAGUCGUCAUGAUCACGGGCGGCACGUCCGGCAUUGGAGCCAGCGUGGUGCAGGAACUUGCCUCACGCGGCGCCCAGAUUAUCCUCCUCACCCAACAUUCCCAAUCCGACAUAUUCCUCGUCGAAUACAUCGAGGAUCUGAGAAGAACAACGGGCAACCAGCUCAUCUACGCGGAGCAGGUCGACCUCUCCUCUCUGCACUCCGUCCGCACCUUCGCAACCAAAUGGAUCGAUAACGUCCCACCCCGCCGUCUGGACACGCUCAUUCUCUGUGCCAACACGACCGCCCCAUCCGCCUCGAAACGAAAGGCCACAGGAGACGGAAUCGACGAAGAAUGGCAGGUCAAUUACCUCUCCAACUUCCACCUGCUGAGUAUCCUCAGCCCCGCAUUAAGAGUUCAGCCUCCGCACCGCGAUGUCCGCGUGAUCCUGACCACUUGCUCGAGCUAUAUCGGCGCCAAACUCGAUUUCUCACAAAUUGACGGUCCUCCUCCUCCUCUCUCUCAUGCCCUUUCUACGUCCAAGCCAAAAUCCUCUCGGUUAGCAACCAGGACCACCGCGAAAGCUCAGAAAAGGACUCCCAAGCCCUUCAAGAGCCUCUUCGGUCUGAGCAAGCUCUCUCUCAUGAUUUUCGCAAACUCCUUUCAGAAACAUCUCAACGCAUUCAAGCGCCCUGACGGUCAACCUCCGUCGACACGGGUGAUUCUCGUCGAUCCCGGAUUCGCUCGGACGCCCGGGACCCGCCGCUGGAUGACAGGUGGCUCACUAUGGGGGCUCCUGGUUUACCUCGUCACCUGGCCGGUUUGGUGGCUUGUGCUCAAGUCUCCGCAGCAAGGCGCACAGAGUAUCCUAUAUGCUGUUAUGGAGGCGCGGUUCGGCCGUGGCAGUGGCGGGUGGAUGAUCAAGGAGUGUCGGGAGGUUGACUUGGCUCGGGCUGAGAUCAUGGAUGACGGGGUGGGCAAGCAGCUAUGGGAGCUUAGUGAGAAGCAGAUCGAGUUGCGGGAAAAGGAGGGCGCUGUGAAACGGGCCCUGGCGAAGAAAGAGCAAGAGCAGAAGAAUGCUCCGGCUGCGGCUCCGGCUCCAGCUCAGGGUUCGAAAUCGACUGCGAAAGAGCAAACGCCUGGGUCUCGACGGAGCCGGAAGGGUAAUAAUAAUAAUAAAUAAAGCCAAUAAAGUAUAGUGGUAGUAUGUAUAUCAGAGCGAUAGAGAAAAAAAAAAAAAAUCAAACUAAG
Messenger RNA from Aspergillus ochraceoroseus IBT 24754, 1511 nucleotides. RefSeq names its product putative oxidoreductase. The transcript is spliced from 2 exons. The annotation marks the transcript as partial. NCBI's taxonomy places the organism in Eukaryota, Fungi, Ascomycota, Eurotiomycetes, Eurotiales, Aspergillaceae. The record is from RefSeq and is a predicted model, not a curated record.